AUGGUAGACGUAUUCAUCAUCUAGAAUGACGGACAUGUGGAGCUUGAAAAUCUGUGCCUGGCUGGGCUUCCUAUUACUUUUCAAACCCAUCGACUCCACGGGCUUGGAAGGACCUAAUGUUGACUGUACGGCCAACGGAACUCGGGCGGUUUGUCCUGUAGCAUGUCCUGAAACCUGCGCGUACGCCGGCGAUGGACCCUGCGUCAAGGUGUGUGGAGCCCCUUGUGUGUGUAAGCCGGGAUAUGUUAUCAAUGAGAGAAUCCCUGCCUGUGUUCUGCGAUCCGAUUGCCCAAAAGAUGUCGUUCGAAAGGAAGAUAUGGUACUCGGUGUAACGAACUUUAAGUGCUUUAGCAGAAAUUACGUGUGUAGGAAUUUAUAAACUUUAAACUAAAAAACAAUAAAAUGUAAAUAAAUUGUAGUAAAUUACAAUCUAAACA
This is a messenger RNA of Drosophila mauritiana, 437 nucleotides long. It is a transcript of the gene Acp62F, whose product is annotated as accessory gland protein Acp62F. Bases 26 to 379 code for a protein of 117 amino acids. NCBI's taxonomy places the organism in Eukaryota, Metazoa, Arthropoda, Insecta, Diptera, Drosophilidae. The record is from RefSeq and is a predicted model, not a curated record. The transcript has a single exon.